Messenger RNA from Symbiodinium necroappetens, 1833 nucleotides. The record is from the annotation of a GenBank genome assembly. Lineage: Eukaryota; Dinophyceae; Suessiales; Symbiodiniaceae.
AUGAGCCAGCUGUCACCGAUGAUGCGCAGAGUCUAUAGGCCUGUGGCAAACUGGGCACAGGUGCUGGAGCAGCUCCGUUUAAAGCCUCCCCUUGGUCUUCACCAGUUGGUGCACAAAUUAACGCCCCCCUCGCCGAGGGCAAAGCCGCAGCCUGCGCCCAGAGCGAACGAGCGACCUCCGGGUCCUUGGGAGCGGGUGCAGCAAGGAGCCACACUUGCUUCAACUCAACCAGCGCCUGCGCUGCAGUGGUCCAGUGCGGGGCGGCCAAAAUUGGUCCUGAAGCCUCGUGAUCCUCAGCUGGGCCCUGUCGUGCCGGAGGUUGCUGCGACGGAGCCACAGCCACAAGCCACGGCCACGGCCACCGCCACAACAACACAGCCUCCAACGCAGACCAGGCCUGUGCCUCUACACUUGUCACAGCAGCACAUCACCUCGUCACCCGCCGUCUCACCAAGCAAGCAGUGCCCAGCACAGCCCCAGCCUUCGCCAGCGGCAGUGCGACAACCGCAGCCUGCCGGAUCUGAACAAAGGGCCAGGUCGCCGCAAACGGUCGUUGUCGGUGCAGUCCAAGCAGCCGCCCAGAGCGGCGCCGUGUCACCCAGCGGAAGGCCUAAGCUGCAACUGAAGCCACGAAAUCCAAGGCUUGCCGCUCCCGGCGAAGACGAAGCAGCAGCGAAGUCCUCGCCGGCACCAGCACCGCAGCCACAGCAGCCCCAGCAGCCGCAGCAGCCGCAGCAGCCACCACGGCAACAGGCGCAGCAAAUCCAGCAGGCGGCACCGCAGCAGCAGGCGGCACUGCAACAGCAGCCACAGCAACAGCCGCAGCCUGCAUCACGUCCUCAGCCACAAACGGUCGUUGUCGGUGCAGUCCAAGCAGCCGCCCAGAGCGGCGCCGUGUCACCCAGCGGAAGGCCUAAGCUGCAACUGAAGCCACGAAAUCCAAGGCUUGCCGCUCCCGGCGAAGACGAAGCAGCAGCGAAGUCCUCGCCGGCACCAGCACCGCAGCCACAGCAGCCCCAGCAGCCGCAGCAGCCGCAGCAGCCACCACGGCAACAGGCGCAGCAAAUCCAGCAGGCGGCACCGCAGCAGCAGGCGGCACUGCAACAGCAGCCACAGCAGCCACAGCCGCAGCCUGCAUCACGUCCUCAGCCACAAACGGUCGUUGUCGGUGCAGUCCAAGCAGCCGCCCGGAGCGGCGCCGUGUCACCCAGCGGAAGGCCUAAGCUGCAACUGAAGCCACGAAAUCCAAGGCUUGCCGCUCCCGGCGAAGACGAAGUGUCGCAGCCUUCCGCCGUGCCAGUGCAACGGCAGACCAUCCAGUCCCAAGGGCCUGCGCCACAAGCGCAGCCCCAGAUGCUGCCACAGCCAGCUCCAUCUGGCCCCGCUCUCCAGCCGGAUCCUGCUGGUGGCCGGCCGAGGCUGGUCCUGAAACCUCGCUCCGAGCCGCCGGUGCCGGCGCCUGCUGGUACGGUCUGCGUGGCCGCUUCCCAGGUGUCAUCUCCGGUGCGAAGAUCAUCGUUGGUGGGCCAGCCGUCUUUUUCCAAGCCAGGACCCUUGGCAGCAACGUCCCCGGCUCCUGCAGUGCCUGUCAUGGCUCAUCAGGCCGAGAUUCCUCAAAUGCCUGGGGCUAAGCCGCCAUCGCCGAAGGGCGAGGAGGUCGUUUCCCAGACGGCGAACAGAAGCCGCACAUCCUCGGACGUGGGUGCUGUCCCUACUGGGCCUAGUGGCCCGAGUGCGAAAGCAGCUCCAGCACUCCAGAAGGACCCAGGUGGAGGACGUCCAAAGCUCGUUUUGAAGCCUCGUACAGCGCCAGCUCCCGUAGCAGGACAAUAG